ACCCAAUAACAGUGGUCGGGCGGGCGCCUUCCCGGAGCGCGGGGAGAUGUAAAGACAGACAAAUAGUUUUCCCAAUGAGACUGUAGAAGAGAGGAGCUAAUUGACCAAUGAAGACUGCGGGGCGGGAACCUCUGCCGCGGCGGAGUCCAAGAUGGCGGCGUGCGGUUCCGCUGUGUGAAACGAGCGCGGGGCGGCGGGUUAGUCAGUUUCGCGGAGAAGACCUCCGACGACCCGCUACAAUGAAGGGAAAAGAGCGCUCCCCAGUCAAGCCGAAACGCUCCCGUGGUGGUGAGGACUCGACUCCCCGCGGGGAGCGGAGCAAGAAGUUAGGGGGCUCUGGUGGCAGCAAUGGAAGCAGCAGUGGAAAGACCGACGGCGGCGGCGGGUCGCGGCGCAGCCUUCAUCUGGACAAGUCUAGCAGCCGAGGUGGUAGCCGCGAGUACGACACCGGUGGGGGCAGCUCCAGUAGCCGCUUGCAUAGUUACAGCUCCCCAAGCACCAAAAAUUCCUCGGGCGGGGGCGAGUCGCGCAGCAGCUCCCGGGGUGGAGGCGGGGAGUCACGUUCCUCUGGGGCCGCCUCUUCAGCUCCUGGCGGCGGGGACGGCGGGGAAUACAAGACAUUGAAGAUAAGCGAGUUGGGGUCUCAGCUGAGUGACGAAGCGGUGGAGGACGGACUGUUUCACGAGUUCAAACGCUUCGGUGAUGUAAGUGUCAAAAUCAGUCAUCUCUCGGGUUCUGGCAGCGGGGAUGAGCGAGUAGCCUUUGUGAACUUCCGGCGGCCAGAGGACGCGCGGGCGGCCAAGCAUGCCAGAGGCCGUCUAGUGCUCUAUGACCGGCCCCUGAAGAUAGAAGCUGUGUAUGUGAGCCGGCGCCGCAGCCGCUCCCCUUUAGACAAAGAUUCUUAUCCUCCGUCAGCCAGUGUUGUCGGGUCCUCUGUAGGUGGUCACCGGCACCCCCCUGGAGGAGGUGGUGGAGGCCAGAGAUCACUUUCCCCUGGUGGCGCAGCCUUGGGAUACAGAGACUACCGGUUGCAGCAGUUGGCUCUUGGCCGCCUGCCCCCUCCACCUCCGCCACCAUUGCCCCGAGACCUGGAGAGGGAGCGAGACUACUCGUUCUAUGAGAGAGUACGCCCAGCCUACAGUCUGGAGCCAAGGGUGGGAGCUGGAGCAGGUGCUGCUCCUUUCAGAGAAGUGGAUGAGAUCUCACCCGAGGAUGAUCAGCGCGCUAACCGGACGCUUUUCUUGGGCAACCUAGACAUCACUGUGACAGAGAGUGAUCUAAGAAGGGCUUUUGAUCGUUUCGGAGUCAUCACAGAAGUAGAUAUCAAGAGGCCUUCUCGGGGCCAGACCAGUACCUAUGGUUUUCUCAAAUUUGAGAACCUAGACAUGUCUCACCGGGCCAAACUAGCAAUGUCUGGCAAAAUUAUAAUUCGGAAUCCUAUAAAAAUUGGUUAUGGCAAAGCUACACCCACCACCCGCCUCUGGGUAGGUGGCCUGGGUCCUUGGGUGCCUCUUGCUGCCCUGGCACGGGAGUUUGACCGAUUUGGCACCAUACGCACCAUUGACUACCGCAAAGGUGAUAGUUGGGCGUAUAUCCAGUACGAAAGCCUGGAUGCAGCUCAUGCUGCCUGGACCCAUAUGCGGGGCUUCCCACUUGGUGGCCCAGAUCGUCGCCUUAGAGUAGACUUUGCAGACACAGAACAUCGUUACCAGCAGCAAUAUCUGCAGCCUCUGCCCUUAACUCAUUAUGAACUGGUGACAGAUGCUUUUGGACACCGGGCACCUGACCCUUUGAGGGGUGCUCGGGACAGGACACCACCGUUACUAUACAGAGAUCGUGAUAGGGACCUUUAUCCUGACUCCGAUUGGGUGCCACCGCCGCCCCCAGUUCGUGAACGCAGCACUCGGACUGCAGCUACUGCUGUGCCUGCUUAUGAGCCACUGGAUAGCUUGGAUCGCAGGCGGGAUGGCUGGUCCUUGGACCGGGACAGAGGUGAUCGAGAUCUGCCCAGCAGCAGAGACCAACCUAGGAAGCGAAGGCUGCCUGAGGAGAGCGGGGGACGGCAUCUGGAUAGGUCCCCGGAGAGUGACCGUCCACGAAAACGUCAUUGUGCACCUUCUCCUGACCGCAGCCCAGAAUUGAGCAGUAGCCGGGAUCGCUACAACAGUGACAAUGAUCGAUCUUCCCGUCUUCUCUUGGAAAGGCCCUCUCCAAUCAGAGACCGGCGAGGUAGUUUGGAGAAGAGCCAGGGUGACAAGCGAGACCGUAAAAACUCUGCAUCAGCUGAACGGGAUAGGAAGCACCGGACAGCUGCUUCCACUGAGGGAAAAAGCCCUCUGAAAAAAGAAGACCGGUCUGAUGGGAGUGCACCCAGCACCAGCACUGCUUCAUCGAAGCUGAAGUCCCCUUCCCAGAAACAGGAUGGUGGGACAGCCCCUGCAGCAGCAGCCUCUCCCAAACUCUGUUUGGCCUGGCAGGGCAUGCUUCUGUUGAAGAACAGCAACUUUCCUUCCAACAUGCAUCUGUUGCAGGGUGACCUCCAGGUGGCUAGUAGUCUUCUUGUGGAGGGCUCAACUGGAGGCAAAGUGGCCCAGCUCAAAAUCACUCAGCGUCUUCGUUUGGACCAGCCCAAGUUGGAUGAAGUAACUCGACGCAUCAAAGUGGCAGGGCCCAAUGGUUAUGCUAUUCUUCUGGCUGUGCCUGGAAGUUCUGAUAGCAGGUCCUCCUCUUCUUCGGCCACCUCAGACACUGCCACCUCUACUCAGAGGCCACUUAGGAACCUCGUGUCCUAUUUAAAGCAAAAGCAGGCCGCCGGGGUGAUCAGCCUCCCUGUGGGGGGCAACAAAGACAAGGAAAACACCGGAGUCCUUCAUGCCUUCCCACCCUGUGAGUUCUCCCAGCAGUUCCUGGAUUCCCCUGCCAAGGCACUGGCCAAAUCUGAAGAAGAUUACCUGGUCAUGAUCAUUGUCCGUGCAAAACUGGUGAACAACGGAUGAAGAUACGGAAUUCAAAGCUCUAAUGGACCUUUUUGAAGAGAAGUUGUGGCUUAUGUGGAGUUUACAUGGGCCUCUUGAUGGAAGAAAGCUAAUCUGUUUAGUAUUUGUGCAUUUUACUAAAAUGGCAGCUUAAAGUUGUGUAUCUGCUAUUGUGAUGCCAAUGCCGGUGUUUUAAGUGGAAAAAAAAUGACCUUGCUUUGUGCUGUGUACACAAGAUUUCUGGAAAAGAAAAACCCUUUUUAUGGCUCACACAGCUUAAAAGUAGCUGUCACUCAAACGUGCGCUCACAGUUGAGCUGCUUUUGUUUUAUUCUAAAUAAAUUGUUUCUUUUGAGGAAAAUGUU
Messenger RNA from Aethalodelphis obliquidens (Pacific white-sided dolphin), 3339 nucleotides. It is a transcript of the gene RBM15, whose product is annotated as RNA binding motif protein 15. The record is from RefSeq and is a predicted model, not a curated record. The transcript is spliced from 2 exons. Gene Ontology annotation, molecular function: RNA binding. NCBI's taxonomy places the organism in Eukaryota, Metazoa, Chordata, Mammalia, Artiodactyla, Delphinidae. Bases 108 to 2996 code for a protein of 962 amino acids.